Molecule: messenger RNA, 1167 nt
Organism: Pyricularia grisea
Lineage: Eukaryota; Fungi; Ascomycota; Sordariomycetes; Magnaporthales; Pyriculariaceae
Exons: 2
Coding region: 40-867 (275 amino acids)
Molecular function (GO): lyase activity
Source: RefSeq, a predicted model, not a curated record
AAAUCCCCAGUGUUGACAAAAAAGUCACGUCGAUUCACAAUGGGAUCCAACGAUAUCACGCCGCCGCAUGUGCCCAAGCACGUCGUCCCCGUCUGCAAUCUCCUCCUCCAGGUGGGCGGCGCGUGCUGGACGGUAGCGUACGCGCUGUACCUGGUGGAGUCGCGACGGUCCAAAUCCUACGGCAUGCCCAUGUUUGCGCUCGCGCUGAAUUUCGCCUGGGAGCUCGUCUAUGCUUUUCAGGUCGCCGAGUCGCCCCUCGAACGCACCGUCUUUGCCAUCUGGAGCGUCAUCGACGUCGGGCUCGUCUACGGCGUCGUCCGAUUCGGGGACCGCGAGUGGGGUCGUCACUCCGCCUGGGCCGCGCGCAACCUAGGUUCCAUCUUUGCCGUGCUGCUAGCCGUCGCCCUCUGGCUGCAGUGGAGCUUUGCCAAUUGGUGGAUCGUCAACAACGUCGGCAGGCGCGAGGGCAAGUUCUACAGGGGUGUUGUCGGGCCCGACACCACUGAGCUGGGCUUCUGGACCGCCGCUUUCUGUCAGGCUUACUUGUCUGCCGCGAGCUUGGCGCAGCUUGUCAUCAGAGGGCAUUCUGGUGGUGUUAAUUGGUCGAUUUGGGCAUCCAGGCUCACGGGCUCCAUCGUGGGACUUUGGAUCAACUACAUCUGGGCCUGGUACUGGUGGCCUGAGGCGCACCCAUAUGUCGUUUCUGAGCCGUCAUUCUUCUUCUUUGGCGUGUCUAUGCUCAGCGAUCUCAUUUAUGCGCCCGUUUUGUGGAGGACCCACGCUACCGAAAAGACACUUGCGGAUGGCAGCAAAGUUGCAGGAGAUGAACAGUCAGAGAACGUUUCAGUCAAGACCAAGAAGCUUUGAAAAAAUACGGCUUGCAAUCCGCGCACGCAGAAAGAGGUGCGACUAGUGGAAUCCAGGUCACGAAAGAGGGGAAACGUGUAAGAAGAAAAAUAAAUAACAUUAUUGUCUUGCAAGGCUAGCAAGGCCACGAGAACCUGCCCCGUUGACAGCCUAUUUGGGUAUAUAACCAAAAUCCGAAACUCAUACAUAUGAAACAGAAACCGAAUCCCUCCUGUGUAUUUGGCCUCUCUGAAGCACAUACUUUUGCGUCUCUUGCGCCGCGUCCAACCUGCUCUGCUGCGUUUGGUGUGUUUGCUGAGU